AGCCCGCAAUCAGCAACCAGGAAGCCUCUGCCAAUCAAGGCCCGCGCUGUCCUCGCCUUUGCAUCACGGCGAGUAUAAAAGCCCAGCUGAAGUUUCCCCGACUUGGGUGGAAGGGACACAGCGGAGGCCUUGCAGGGAGGAAGGCAGAAGGGAGAAAGGGCGACAGAUAGGCAGCUCAGAGGCCUCCUCCUCCUCCCUCGGCUUUUGUCCUGCGGAGGAGGGCCUUCGAGGGGCCUUCGUGGGCUCCGGACUGCCAUCCUCAAGUGCUCAGAUCGCCAUGGCUGAUCACAUGAUGAUCCCAAUGAACCACAGUGCAAACGGGCUACAGGGCUACCGGAUAGGGAUGAAUGGGAUGCAGGGCUCUCCACAGCAUGGGCAGCAUGUUCUAAGGACGCUACCAGCUAACCACCAGAUGACACAGUAUGGAGGCCCCUCCAUGGACGGAACAAUCAGGCCUAGGCCCAACAUCAGUGGACAGAUGGGUCACCACCAGGUGACAAGCACCAUGAUGUUCAACAGUCCAAGUCAACAGCAACAACAGUAUAUGGGGCCUGUGGGCGCCCAGCAGCUUAUGGCCAGCAUGCAUUUACAGAAACUCAACACACAAUAUCAAGGCUAUCCUCUCAUGGGCAUGAACAAUGGGUCCUUGGGAACGGGGGCUCAGCAAUACCGAAUGGGGCCCAGCCAGCAUCCGGUCAUGCAGCACAUGCCCCCUCCUGCAUUGACUUUGAACGUUAUGGAUACAGAACUUAUUGAUGAAGAUCUUUUGACCUCUUUGGCUAUGGAACUGGGUCUGGACAGAGUUCAGGAGCUGCCAGAGCUUUUCCUGGGGCAAAAUGAAUUUGACUUCAUCUCGGACUUUGUGAGCAAACAGCAGCCCAGUGCAAUCAGCUGUUGAAUGCUUCUGCUGGUGCUUCUAAAUGAUGGUUUGAUCUCCUUCCUCUCCAAAACACUUUACUUUUAUCUUCCCCAUACACAAAUAAGACAAGCUUUUCCAACUCUACUUCAACCCACUUCUCCAAAACACAACGGACAAUAAUUGGACUUUCUUUGUUGUUGUUGCUUGCAUUUCAUUGCUCCCUCUUUUGUGUGUGUAAAGAAGAGCAAUGGAUGGAAAUGGAAUGCCUCUGCAGAAGAAACAAAGAUGGUAGAUUAUUCAUUUUUGACCCAGAGGAAAGUAGGCUUUCUGUGUUUGGACUGCUACGUUGAAGUAGUGGAUGGGCACCAAAACCUGUGCUGUACUGUCAGCAAGUGGUCUGAACAUACUGCCAUUGGAUGUAAUUUUGGUGGCAUUUUUCAACUCCCAUUGAAAAGCGAGUCAGUGGGAGUGAAUGGUUUGCUCUUCAUAUUGUCCACUAUUUUUCUUUGAGGAUCUUGGAUAACGAUAUACUGUAUUUUUCGACUACAGUUCACAGUGUAGUCUGCUGGUCAUGGAGGAGGCUGGGCGCAGGAGGGGGGGAUUCUAUCAAUUGUAAUCAAAAAAGUAAUUUUGCCCAAUUCUGCUUUAUUGCUCCCUGUGCUGUUAAGUUAGCAAACACAUCUCCUUAUUGGCUCAAGAGAGAUCACUGUCCUCAAGUGUUUUGUUUGGUGUUUCUCCUUUGUCCCUACUUUUUUCCUUUUCUUUCGAAAAAAAAAAACAAAACAAAUACAAGAUGUCUUUAAAAAUGGAGUCACUUGGCAAGAAUGGAUGAGCCAUUUAGUUUAUAGAACAAGCCUUCCCCAAUGUGUUGUUAGCUAGAUAUUGGUGGACUCCCAACUUCCACUGGCAUUAAGUGAGUUGUAGUCCAAAUCAUCAGACAGCUGGAGAUGGAGGAGGAGGCUGUUGGAGGACUUCCUUCAGGCUUCUGCCACCAUGAGCUUUUGAGCUGCCAUUUAGCUCUCUGCAUAUUAAACCAAAAAAAAAUGCUGUAAUUAUGUAUAUUACUGAUUUUAUUUUGAAGAAAGCAUUUUAUUUAUCACUUGUAUGUAUGACCCUUAUUUAUUUGGAAGGGCUGAAUUAUGGCCUUUUGAGAUUUACUAGAAAGGGCUAAAGAUACACUGAAGUGCAUGCCCCUCCAAAUUGUGUUUGCUAUCAAUAACCAAGGUUGCAAAAAUCACAAUUUGGAAUCCUCUUUCCUUUAAGGUUUUAUAUAAUUCUAAUUGUUUUCUACAAAAAAAGGGGGGAGGUAAAAGUUCGAGGGAUGGGGUGGAGUUGAUGGCUUGUUUUCCUGCCUAGCCUUGUCUCCAGAUGCUUUGGGGAAGUACAGGAACUACUACUACCCUUCUUGUUGCAAGCACAUAGCAGCAUGUUAUUGUUGCUUGUGAGAAUGUACAGGUGAUUCUUCUCUUUUUUUUCCAAAUAAAAAUGAACCACUUGGGCAUUGAA
Molecule: messenger RNA, 2365 nt
Organism: Anolis carolinensis (green anole)
Lineage: Eukaryota; Metazoa; Chordata; Lepidosauria; Squamata; Anolidae
Gene: cited4
Product: Cbp/p300 interacting transactivator with Glu/Asp rich carboxy-terminal domain 4
Exons: 2
Coding region: 278-898 (206 amino acids)
Biological process (GO): regulation of DNA-templated transcription
Cellular component (GO): nucleus
Molecular function (GO): transcription coactivator activity
Source: RefSeq, a predicted model, not a curated record